UCGGAAUCCGGAUGUGAUGAAAAUGUUUCAGCUCAAAGUUUCUCCAGGAGCAGGAGCUCGAGCGCGCGGGACUCUCGCGCACAAACUCAUUAUCCAGCGUCUGCUUGACAGGGAUUUUUUGUACUAUUUUGGGGAGGUAUCUGAUAGUUUUUACGGAGUUUUGAUUCUAAGCAGGGUAUUAAGGACACUUUUCCUAACGGCACGCCGGUUUUGCCAGAAGAAAGGAUGCGAAUAAAGGAGUUUCUCAGUUGACAUGUUUGAAAGGUUUGAGGGCUAAUUGCGUGGGGCAGUGUUGUUUUUGGGUGUGUUUAGUAUCUAAACAUCUGGCUCAUGUCCUCGGAGACUAUUUUACCUCCGGAGGGGCCUGAAGGGCCAAAAAAGCAGCUUCAUGAGGAGACAAACCAACUUCUGUCAAAAAGAGAUAAAUGCAACAGCUGCUCUGAUGAAUCCUCAGAUGCUACAGAAACAUCCCAAACUCCGAUACCAGGAGAUCACACUUCAGACGAGCAGGGUCACAUGACAGGGGAGAACCACACCCAUGAUGGUCUUGUUAGAACUCAACCUCAGCCUCUGCCCCAGCCAGCAACAUCCCUGCAGAAUGCUAUUGAUGGAGAGGCUGGCAGGCGGCAGAACGGUCUGCACACAGUGCUAAGUAAUGGCCAUGGGACGCCCCGCGGGGUCACACAACCGCCCUCCGCCGGCCACACCUCCGAGCCCAAGAAGCACCCAUCGCCUGUCUCACACCGUGUGCAGAGAAAGCUUCGCUCUAGCCUGUCGGUCAACAGCAACAGCAGCAGAAGGAGCAAAAGCAGCUCGACGGGUUCCCAUAAACCCGGCUCUACUCCAGAGGACUGCUGUGUCCACUGCAUCCUGGCCUGCCUGUUUUGUGAAUUUGUCACUCUGUGCAAUAUGGUGGUGGCUCAGGCUUCGUGCGGCACCUGCACUUCAGAAGCCUGUUGCUGCUGCUGCUGCGCAGACGACCUGGGAGAUGACUGCAACUGCCCCUGUGACAUGGACUGUGGCAUUAUGGAUGCGUGCUGCGAGUCCUCGGACUGCCUGGAGAUCUGCAUGGAGUGCUGUGGAAUCUGUUUCCCAACAUAAAAGCCCAGAUGCAUGCAGGCGACAGCCAGGACAGAUUGAGUGAGUGAGUGAGUGAGUGAGUGAGUGAAUGAGAGCUACUGAGUGUGUUCUUUUCACACUUGUGAAAAAUCUGUUCCUGAGCUCAAAAUGACCAUAAAGGUCAUGCAAAAGGACAAAAAUACAUUACGUACUUCACAUAUCCUCGUAGACUAAAAGUGCACAAAAGCAUAUUCAGCGCUUUAUAUUCAAUGCUUUAAUAUAUCAGAGCUUGUUCUAUUGACUGUUUUAACUAAAUUUCAUCUCUUUGUAGAGGUUUUGAACAUUGUUUCUUUUGUUUCCAAAGACAUUUAACACUUUAUAAUUUUAAAAACUUGCAGAUGGUGGAAUUAAAACAGUAGACGUCACAUCACUUGAGGUCGCACUGCACAUCACUGUAAUUUGAGUGGAAACAGAGCUUUCACACUGUCAGAGGUCAAGCCUUUGUGGGUGUUAAGUGGAAUUGUUAUUUUGAACUGUUUCUGAAAAAGAGAGGGCAGUUUAAAUGAUAGCCAAUUUUGUAAGUCUUUAUUUAAACUGUGUCUACUGUAGCUCAUUUAAUUAAAUGUCCCUAAGUUCUUGAAACAACAUUAGCUGUUAGCUUGCUGGUGCUUUAAAGAUACACAAAAGAACUGGAUACACCGAAUAGUGUAGAAUGCAGAUGCAGAAAUUCACUUUAUGCAUCUUGCGAAUUACGUAUAAACUUGACUUUGUUUUUCUUUUAUUAAGCCUCUGCUAAAGAUACUCUAUAAAAGCAUCUUUUUGCU
Molecule: messenger RNA, 1883 nt
Organism: Rhinichthys klamathensis goyatoka
Lineage: Eukaryota; Metazoa; Chordata; Actinopteri; Cypriniformes; Leuciscidae
Gene: mdfic
Product: MyoD family inhibitor domain containing
Exons: 6
Coding region: 331-1101 (256 amino acids)
Source: RefSeq, a predicted model, not a curated record